AUGAAGGACAGGCUGGAGGAGCUCAGGGGACACCAGGAGGACAACGACGAGCUCUACCUGGAUGCGGACGUCUACAUCCCUGGCUACGCCAACCCAGCCUACAGCGAGGAGCUCCCGCCCCGGCUGCAGGAGUUCUUCACAGAUGUGUGCCGGCUCUCAGCCGAGCUGGACAAGCUGGACCAGCUCUCAGAGGAGAUCCACCGGCGGCAGGACCAAGUCCUGUGCAGCACCACCAAGGAGGAGGUGUGCGGGGAGAAGCAGGUCCUGGCUCAGCUGAAAGGGGACUUCUCCUGCCACGCAAGGGGCGUCAGGGAGAUUCUGGUACGUAUGAAGGAGCAGGAGGCUGGGGCAGGGACGGGGGCUGGGGCGGGGGUGGGCCCGCACAAAGACAGCGCCGAGGGCCGGAUCCGGCAGUGCCAGUUCAACGCCCUCCUGCGGCGCCACACGCAGGCCGUGGCGCAGCACUACACCUGGGAAACGGAGUACGUGGGGCGGCUGCGCGAGCAGAUCGCCCGGCAGACGCAGCUGGCCGGGCUGCAGCUGGGCGAGGAGGAGAUCCAGGGACUCGUGGAGGGCCCCCACGCCCUGCGGCUAGUGGGCACCGACAUUCCGGCCCUGGAGGAGGCCCGUCGGCAGCUGGCCCUGGCCCAGGAGAGGCACCGGCACCUGCUGGCCCUGGAGGAGCAAGUGGUGGAGCUCCACGGCCUUUUUCUCGCCCUGGCGGUCAUCGCCACUGAGCAGCAGGAGCAGCUGGACCGUGUGGAGUACAACGUCAUGCGUGCUGUUGACUACGCAGCCGAGUCCAUCCAGGAGGUGAAAAAGGCCCUGCAGUACAAGCGGAGGUCCCGGCUGGCCGCUCUCGCCUCUGCCGCCUUGGGCCUGUGCACCUGCUGCGGGUGUCUGAGCUGCAUGUCUCGGGGCCUGCCCUGA
Messenger RNA from Megalops cyprinoides (Indo-Pacific tarpon), 930 nucleotides. RefSeq names its product syntaxin-1A-like. Bases 1 to 930 code for a protein of 309 amino acids. Gene Ontology annotation, biological process: exocytosis; synaptic vesicle fusion to presynaptic active zone membrane; intracellular protein transport. Gene Ontology annotation, molecular function: SNARE binding; SNAP receptor activity. NCBI's taxonomy places the organism in Eukaryota, Metazoa, Chordata, Actinopteri, Elopiformes, Megalopidae. Gene Ontology annotation, cellular component: SNARE complex; plasma membrane; presynaptic active zone membrane. The record is from RefSeq and is a predicted model, not a curated record. The transcript has a single exon.